AUGUCUCCGCUCUUUCUAAGGAGCAUAUCUUGCGUGGCGGCCCUCGAUUCCAGUUGUGCUCCUGGUGGCAACUUUGACCUGUCAAAAUGGAGGCUGCAGAUGCCUACAGGUAGCCAAGGAAGCCCAGAUACAAUCUCCAGCUCUGAGCUCCAGGGCUGCAGCGGCUUCAAGGACUCCGAGUACUUUUAUACCAACGAAGCCGACGGCGCUUUGGUAAUGAAGGUUCCCGGAGGCCCUGAUACUUCUGAUUGUGUCACGACACCGAACAGCAAACAUUGUCGCACCGAAUUUCGCGAGGAUGAUCCAGACUCGUGGAGUCCGUUGGGGUCAUACAACCGCCUCUUCGCUGACUUGGUUGUGACGGAGAACGAUGGCUCCGUCUGCAUUGGGCAAAUCCACAUUGACGACUCCAUCUCAUCAAAGCCUGUGGCCGAGCUCUAUUACAGUUCCAGUGGUGCCUUGACCAUGGGAGUGCAAACUUGCCGUACCUGCUCCCAGGAGCGUUUCGACAUCAGCAACGUACCCAAGGGCGAAAGGUUCACUUACGAGAUUCGGUAUGAGAGCAACGAGCUGUCCGUCAGCAUCAAUGGGGGGACCUUUAAAACUCUCGACACCUUUGAGUUGGAUGCACCCGACAGCUAUUUUAAGGCUGGCAACUACAACCAGGGCGACGGGCCAACUGAAGUGCAUUUCUUCGAGAUACGAGUGUCUCAC
Ilyonectria robusta is the source of this 714-nucleotide messenger RNA. Its product is annotated as alginate lyase 2. The transcript has a single exon. The annotation marks the transcript as partial. The record is from RefSeq and is a predicted model, not a curated record. Lineage: Eukaryota; Fungi; Ascomycota; Sordariomycetes; Hypocreales; Nectriaceae.